Messenger RNA from Camellia sinensis, 933 nucleotides. NCBI's taxonomy places the organism in Eukaryota, Viridiplantae, Streptophyta, Magnoliopsida, Ericales, Theaceae. The record is from RefSeq and is a predicted model, not a curated record.
AUGGGACCUAACAAUGUUGAGAAUGAUAGGGGUGAUUGUGAUUGGAAGCCUAGAGUUCGCAUGACAUUUGAUACAGAACAAGAAGCAUAUGAUUUCUAUAAUACUUAUGGAGGAAGGUUGGGCUUUAGUAUUAGAAGGGGUUAUGUAAACAAGAGCAAAGAGGGGCAAAUCACUUCAAGGCAAUUUGUUUGUAAUAAGGAGGGAUUUCGGGUUGUCGACAAGCGAGAUUCAUUAACAAAAAAUCCUAGGCAGGAAGUGAGGACUGGUUGUCAAGCCCGACUUGUCAUUAAGUGGGAUAAGAAUAUGCAGAAAUUUUUUGUUAGUGAUUUUGUUGAACAACAUAAUCAUAUCUUUGUACCAACAGAAUGUACGCAUAUGUUACCAUCCCAAAGGAAGAUAUCUGCAUCACAAGCAAUCGAAAUAGAUUUAGCCGAAAAAUCUGGAAUCCGUCUUAAUGCUGCAUUUGAGCUCAUGGGUAAUGAAGUUGGUGGAAGAGAGUCACAUGGGGAAACUGUGAUAUUUGGUGCAGCUUUGAUGUAUGAUGAGACCGCCGAUUCUUUUGUAUGGCUUUUUAGAAGAUUCUUGGAGACAAUGUCAAGUAAGGCUCCAAAAACAAUUUUUACGGAUCAGGAUGCUGUAAUGGCUAAGGCCAUACCUAUUGUUAUGCCUAACACAACCCACUGCCUUUGCACUUGGAAUUUGAUGCAAAAUGCAUUAAGGCAUGCAAAUUCUAUCUUCAAGGAUAAGGCGGUGAAGGAUAAGGGGAUGAAGAGUGUUUUAUCCACAUUUAUGUACGACAUUGAGGAUGAGGAAGAGUUUACGUUAAAAUGGGAGGAAAUGCUUGACAAGUGUGAAGUAAAAGAUAAUCAUUGGUUGAAGUUAACAUUUGGGGUGAAGGAAAAAUGGGGUUUGCCAUAUGUUAGAAAUACAUAG